Molecule: messenger RNA, 177 nt
Organism: Echinostoma caproni
Lineage: Eukaryota; Metazoa; Platyhelminthes; Trematoda; Plagiorchiida; Echinostomatidae
Source: the annotation of a GenBank genome assembly
CACGACCACGUUCCGCAAAUCAAGAACUAUUUUCCCCAGGCUCGAAUCGUACGCGUGCCAAAUGCCGGUCAUUGGGUGCACGUGGACGCGCCGCAUACCGUGUUGGAUUUGAUCACCGCUUUUAUCAAGGGCCCCGCAGAACAACUUUCAUUGGAUGGUGUUGAGGAAUUCAGUUAA